Molecule: messenger RNA, 727 nt
Organism: Parathielavia appendiculata
Lineage: Eukaryota; Fungi; Ascomycota; Sordariomycetes; Sordariales; Chaetomiaceae
Exons: 2
Coding region: 133-606 (157 amino acids)
Source: RefSeq, a predicted model, not a curated record
GUCGCUUACCAUUUGGUAUUAUACAAUACGAUCAAUCGUACUUUACCUACCUCUUCAUGAGCAAAGGCAGUAACCAAUUGCUGCUUGCAUCUUGCGGGAUGGUGUUUUCUGUUACAGUAUGGUGAUUUAAGCAUGAUCCCACGGCCGUUACCAGCAGAGGACACCAGUCACGAAUCGUCAUUGGCGAAGGGUACGGAUACGUGCACACAAGUGACGCCUCCCCGUCAUCGUGCUUGCAGCGGUCCAAUCUCUGCGAGAGCAAUCACAAGCACAAACGCUAGCGCCAAUCUGGAGCCAGAGCCGCAGUGGGCAUCGGCCGCCAACAAUGCUCGAGCCAGUUUCAGUGACGGCCCGAUGCGAGAGCUGCCGGGCCGGCGAUUCCGACGCAGGUGUGGCUUGCGACGGGACACUGGUCCAGUGACAAAAACUUUCAAGCGGGAAGUCACCACCCCACUAUACUCUUGGCACAAACCCAAUCCACCCAGAAAAGCUUGCAACCGCGCUCUGAGGUCACAGACAUCUUUCUCAAGGUUUUCUCCACCCAGCCCCAACCCCCCAUUCCUGAUACUUCCACCAGUUCGAGGUACUUCUGCUCGCAUGUCUUGAACUACAUCCUAAGUCGCCUGUCCGCUUGUCACUCGCAGGUACCUUCCAGCUUCCCUCAACCUUGAAGAGUCGUGUCGUUGUAUGCGCUUGCGCGAUUCUUGAACAAGCCCAUUCAUCCGUA